Molecule: messenger RNA, 1133 nt
Organism: Camellia sinensis
Lineage: Eukaryota; Viridiplantae; Streptophyta; Magnoliopsida; Ericales; Theaceae
Source: RefSeq, a predicted model, not a curated record
UGUUGUGUUAGAAUUUAAAUCUGUUAUGGAUUUAAAACAGACUGAGGUGGCUUCUACUGAUUGGUUAGUGUUGUGGGCCGACUUUAGCAUUGACCAAAUAAUGCAAGCCACCUCAGACGAUUGCAAGUCAGCCUUGAAAAGACUAUGUUCUCACAUUAUGUCAAUGAUCCCAUGUCUUUCUUUUUGAGGAUGGUGACAAAGUCCAUUUGUUGGAUAACAUGGAAUCAUAUGAAAUGAAAAGAAAUUUUAGGAGGCAAUAUAGACCACAUGAUUAUUCGAAUUAAGAAGAAAAAUAUUAUUAGCAUAUAAAAUUGAGGGUAGUAAAGGAAGGAGCACCAACUUUCUUAAAAUUAAAGAAUAUAUGUCUAGUGUGGUUUAAUUUCUCUAUCAAGAUGGUGACAAGUCCAUUUUUGUGGUACUAUGGAGCAUGGAAUCACAUGAUGGGAAAUAAAGUUCUAAUACAAAAGUUGGUCUUUGUUUCGUCUAGCAAUUCAUAGGUUUCAUUUUCUAAUUUGUCAUGUUGAAAAUCUCCUAGCACAUUAUCAGUUUCUACAUUUCCAGAUGAAUAAACUAUUUGUGCUUGGAAUGCAUGAGAAUGGCAGUGGAGAACUUAACUAGGUGACCUGCCCCAACCCAACACAUAUCUAUUUACAUAUAUAGUUAUGGUCUGGUUAAUAUUACUUUUUCAGAACCAGGAUUGGCUCAUGGUCUGGGCUGUGAUGUGGAUGCUUUUCAAUAUGAUCAAGUUUCGUAAGCCUUGCACGACUUGAGAUAACAUGAUGGUAGCAAAGCAAAGCAACAACUUUGAUCCUCGUGCUGCUGCUGCUAAUUUUCCUUCAGUCAAUCAAGACACUAUCACUCCACUACCUUCUGAAUCGGACACCAUGGAACCCAAAGAAAUGUUACUAUCAGAUGAAGAAAAAGAGAGGAACUCAGCAGAAGAAGAGAAGCUGGAGGAGUCGCCCAUCGACGAGGAAGCUGCCCACAAUUCCUCUGUUGUUCCAGCCAUCUCUAUUGUUGUCCGCCAAUUUGGUCGCUUUCUUCGUGAACUAUCUCACAGUACUCAAUCUGCUGCUGCUGUCGCUGCCUCAAUUGCUGAGGUUUGUUGGCACAUAGUGAAGGUAUAGGUAUAG